Arvicola amphibius (Eurasian water vole) is the source of this 6111-nucleotide messenger RNA. It is a transcript of the gene Adgrl2, whose product is annotated as adhesion G protein-coupled receptor L2. The transcript has 22 exons. The record is from RefSeq and is a predicted model, not a curated record. Bases 453 to 4829 code for a protein of 1458 amino acids. Gene Ontology annotation, cellular component: neuron projection; membrane. NCBI's taxonomy places the organism in Eukaryota, Metazoa, Chordata, Mammalia, Rodentia, Cricetidae. Gene Ontology annotation, molecular function: G protein-coupled receptor activity; carbohydrate binding. Gene Ontology annotation, biological process: cell surface receptor signaling pathway; adenylate cyclase-activating G protein-coupled receptor signaling pathway; brain development.
GGAAGCGUGCGGCGGUAGGCGCGCGCGUGUGCGGGCAAAGCCCCCUGUGUCGCGGAGCGGCGUGUGGGAAACUGCGGGAAGAUGUUGACUUAAGCCCCCGGCAGCCGCCCGGGCCGCUGGGCUGCUUGGCUGGACUCGGCGGCUGACGGCGGUGGAGACUCGAGCCCGAGGACAAGCCGAGCCGAGGAGCCGCGCGGCGCCGUAUCCGGCUCGCCAGCCGCGGCCGCCGCCUCCCCGCGCGCGCUCGGCCAGCAGGAGCACCCCUUGCCGGUCGCCGCGUCCCCUCUCUUGCGUCCGUGUCUCCGCACGGCUCCCCGCACCAAAUUGACCCUCCUCCUGGGCACAUACCGAGAUAUGAGGAUCAAUGAUGCAGACUGCUGGGUUCGAUGAAGCUGGGCAUUUAUAACUAGAUUCAUUAAGGAAUACAAAGAAAAUAUUUAAAGAGAUCAAUAAUGGUGUCUUCUGGUUGCAGAAUGCGAAGUUUGUGGUUUAUCAUUAUAAUCAGUUUCUCACCAAAUACAGAAGGUUUCAGCAGGGCCGCCUUACCCUUCGGGUUAGUUAGACGAGAACUGUCCUGCGAAGGCUACUCUAUAGACCUGCGAUGUCCCGGCAGUGAUGUCAUCAUGAUUGAGAGCGCAAACUAUGGUCGGACGGACGAUAAGAUCUGCGAUGCGGACCCCUUUCAGAUGGAGAACACAGACUGCUACCUCCCCGACGCCUUCAAAAUCAUGACUCAAAGGUGCAACAAUCGAACACAGUGUGUAGUAGUUACGGGGUCAGAUGUAUUUCCUGACCCAUGUCCCGGCACUUACAAAUACCUUGAAGUUCAAUAUGAAUGUGUCCCUUACAUUUUUGUAUGUCCUGGGACCUUGAAAGCCAUUGUGGACUCACCGUCUAUAUAUGAAGCUGAGCAAAAGGCCGGUGCUUGGUGCAAGGACCCUCUUCAGGCUGCAGAUAAAAUUUAUUUUAUGCCCUGGACUCCCUACCGCACUGACACUUUAAUAGAAUAUGCUUCUUUAGAAGAUUUUCAAAAUAGCCGCCAGACAACAACAUACAAACUUCCAAACCGAGUAGACGGUACUGGAUUUGUGGUGUAUGACGGAGCUGUCUUCUUUAACAAAGAGAGAACGAGAAAUAUUGUGAAAUUUGACUUGAGGACUAGAAUUAAGAGUGGGGAGGCUAUAAUCAACUACGCCAACUACCAUGAUACAUCGCCCUACCGAUGGGGCGGGAAGACAGAUAUUGACCUCGCCGUGGAUGAAAAUGGCUUGUGGGUCAUUUACGCCACCGAGCAGAACAAUGGGAUGAUAGUAAUUAGCCAGCUAAAUCCAUACACUCUUCGAUUCGAAGCAACAUGGGAGACGGUAUAUGACAAGCGUGCUGCGUCCAAUGCGUUCAUGAUAUGUGGAGUUCUCUAUGUGGUCAGGUCAGUGUACCAAGACAAUGAAAGUGAAGCAGGCAAGAACACAAUUGAUUAUAUUUACAACACUCGCUUAAGCCGGGGAGAAUACGUGGAUGUUCCUUUCCCCAACCAGUAUCAGUAUAUCGCUGCAGUGGAUUACAAUCCAAGAGAUAACCAGCUCUAUGUAUGGAAUAAUAACUUUAUCUUACGAUAUUCUCUGGAGUUUGGUCCACCUGACCCUGCCCAAGUGCCUACCACAGCUGUGACAAUAACUUCUUCAGCUGAGCUGUUCAAAACCACAGUGUCAACCACAAGCACUACUUCACAGAGAGGCCCCGUGAGCACCACAGUAGCUGGACCUCAGGAAGGAAGCAGAGGGACAAAGCCACCUCCGGCAGUUUCUACAACCAAAAUUCCUCCUGUAACAAAUAUUUUUCCCCUGCCAGAGAGAUUCUGCGAAGCGUUAGACACGAAGGGGAUAAAGUGGCCUCAGACACAGAGGGGAAUGAUGGUUGAACGACCCUGUCCCAAAGGAACGAGAGGAACGGCCUCGUAUCUCUGCAUGGCUUCCACUGGAACAUGGAACCCUAAGGGCCCUGAUCUUAGCAACUGCACCUCUCACUGGGUGAAUCAGCUGGCUCAAAAGAUCAGAAGUGGAGAAAAUGCUGCAAGUCUAGCCAAUGAACUGGCUAAGCACACCAAGGGGACCGUGUUUGCAGGGGAUGUGAGCUCCUCCGUUAGACUGAUGGAGCAGUUGGUGGAUAUCCUGGAUGCUCAGCUGCAGGAGCUGAAGCCUAGUGAGAAGGAUUCCGCUGGGCGGAGUUAUAACAAGCUCCAAAAACGAGAGAAGACAUGCAGGGCUUACCUUAAGGCAAUUGUUGACACAGUGGACAACCUUCUGAGACCCGAAGCUUUGGACUCCUGGAAACACAUGAAUUCCUCUGAGCAAGCACACACAGCCACGAUGUUACUGGAUACACUAGAAGAAGGAGCGUUUGUCCUAGCAGACAAUCUCUUGGAACCAACCCGGGUCUCAAUGCCCACAGAAAACAUUGUUCUGCAAGUUGAAGUCCUCAGCACGGAAGGGCAAGUCCAAGAUUUUAAAUUCCCUCUCGGCAUCAAGGGGGCCGGGAGCUCCAUCCAGCUCUCAGCAAACACUGUCAAACAGAACAGCAGGAACGGGCUGGCAAAGCUGGUGUUCAUCAUUUACCGGAGUCUGGGACAAUUCUUGAGUACUGAAAAUGCGACCAUAAAGCUGGGUGCAGACUUCGUGGGUCGGAACAGCACCAUUGCCGUGAACUCCCACGUCAUUUCCGUUUCCAUCAAUAAAGAGUCCAGCCGUGUGUACCUGACAGACCCCGUGCUAUUCACCCUGCCACACAUUUAUACUCACAAUUAUUUCAAUGCAAACUGCUCCUUCUGGAACUACUCAGAAAGAACCAUGAUGGGAUAUUGGUCUACCCAGGGCUGCAAGCUGGUUGACACUAAUAAAACUCGCACAACGUGUGCAUGCAGCCACCUAACCAAUUUUGCUAUUCUCAUGGCCCACAGGGAAAUUUCCGUUAAUGAUGUUCAUGAACUCCUGCUUAAAGUCAUCACCUGGGUGGGCAUCAUUGUCUCCCUCAUCUGCCUGGCGAUCUGCAUCUUCACCUUCUGUUUCUUCCGAGGUUUACAGAGUGACCGCAACACCAUCCACAAGAACCUUUGUAUCAACCUUUUCAUUGCCGAAUUUAUUUAUCUCAUAGGCAUUGAUAAGACAUCCUACCCGGUCUUGUGCCCUGUAUUCGCAGGGCUUUUGCAUUUCUUCUUCCUAGCGGCUUUUUCUUGGAUGUGCCUGGAAGGUGUCCAGCUCUACUUAAUGUUGGUUGAAGUUUUCGAGAGCGAAUAUUCAAGGAAGAAAUAUUACUAUGUGGCCGGAUACUUGUUCCCUGCCACGGUGGUCGGUGUUUCAGCCGCUAUUGACUAUAAGAGCUAUGGAACACAAAAGGCUUGCUGGCUUCACGUUGAUAACUAUUUCAUAUGGAGUUUCAUUGGGCCUGUGACCUUCAUUAUUCUGCUAAAUAUUAUUUUCCUGGUGAUUACGCUGUGCAAAAUGGUGAAACAUUCAAACACUUUGAAACCAGAUUCUAGCAGGUUGGAAAACAUUAAGUCUUGGGUGCUUGGCGCGUUUGCCCUUCUGUGUCUCCUGGGUCUAACCUGGUCCUUUGGGUUUCUUUAUAUUAAUGAGGAGACUGUUGUGAUGGCAUAUCUCUUCACCACCUUUAAUGCUUUCCAGGGAUUGUUCAUUUUCAUCUUCCACUGUGCUCUUCAAAAGAAAGUACGAAAAGAAUAUGGGAAGUGCUUCAGACACUGGUACUGCUGUGGCGGCCUCCCGACCGAGAGCCCCCACAGCUCUGUGAAGGCAUCAACUACGCGCACCAGUGCCCGCUACUCCUCUGGCACACAGAGUCGUAUAAGAAGGAUGUGGAAUGACACCGUGAGGAAACAGUCUGAAUCUUCUUUUAUCUCAGGUGACAUCAAUAGCACUUCUACCCUUAACCAAGGAAUGACUGGCAAUUACCUACUAACAAACCCUCUUCUUCGGCCCCACGGCACUAACAACCCCUAUAACACAUUGCUCGCUGAAACAGUUGUAUGUAAUGCCCCUUCAGCUCCUGUGUUUAACUCACCAGGACAUUCACUGAACAAUACCAGGGACACAAGUGCCAUGGAUACUCUACCGCUAAAUGGUAACUUCAACAACAGCUACUCACUGCGCAAGGGGGACUACCACGACGGGGUGCAGGUCGUGGAUUGUGGACUAAGUCUGAAUGACACCGCGUUCGAGAAAAUGAUCAUUUCAGAGUUAGUGCAUAACAACCUCCGGGGUGGCAACAAAGCCCACAACCUGGAGCUCAAGCUCCCGGUUAAACCCGUGAUCGGCGGCAGCAGCAGUGAAGAUGACGCGAUUGUCGCUGACGCCUCAUCUUUGAUGCAUGGUGACAACCCAGCGCUGGAGUUCCGCCACAAAGAACUGGAGGCGCCUCUCAUCCCUCAGCGGACUCACUCGCUUCUGUACCAACCCCAGAAGAAAGUGAAACCAGAGGCCACCGACAGCUACGUCUCCCAGCUGACGGCCGAGGCUGACGACCACCUCCAGUCCCCCAACAGAGACUCUCUGUACACGAGCAUGCCCAACCUAAGAGACUCUCCCUACCCGGAGAGCAGCCCCGACAUGGCAGAGGACCUGUCUCCCUCCAGGAGGAGUGAGAAUGAGGAUAUUUACUAUAAAAGCAUGCCAAAUCUUGGAGCUGGCCGCCAGCUCCAGAUGUGCUACCAGAUCAGCAGAGGCAAUAGUGAUGGUUACAUCAUCCCCAUUAAUAAAGAAGGGUGCAUCCCUGAGGGGGACGUCAGGGAAGGACAGAUGCAGCUGGUAACGAGUCUUUAAUAGUACAGCGAUUCUUAGGGCCACACACAAGUAUUAAUUGCUAAAGACGCUGCCGGCGGCCCCUGCAGCCCCCUCCAGCUCUGCCUGAAGAGUCGGCUCUGAUGACCUGUGGUUCUCCACUGUAGGAAGACAAAAUAGACUGAACCUUGUAGUUCUGUGAAUUUUUAUAAAACAUACGAAAACUUUGUAUAUACACAGAGUAUACUAAAUUGAAUUAUUUGUUACAAAGAAAAAGAGAUGCCAACCAGGUAUUUUACGUUUCUGCUGCUGUGUAGAGAGAUUGUGAAACAAACAAGAGACCCUUCCAGCCAUGUUACUUGCGGCAGUUGGUGAACUAAGUCUGUAAAUAGGGCCGCACCGUGUUUUUGUAGGCCUGCAUUGUAUUAUAUACAAGACGUAGGCUUUAAGAUCCUGUGGGACUAAUUGACUGUAUCUUUUCCUGACAAGACUUGGAAAAGCAGGAGAGAGAUUCUGCACCCGUUUACACUUCCCUGCAAACCAUUUACAUUAAGGCAACAAUUGAAAACACGUUUAACCAGUAGCAACCAAGCCACAGGCCUUAUUUCAUGUUUCCUCAACUGUACAACGAACUAUUCUCAUGAAAAAAAAAAUGGCUAAAGAAAUUAUAUUUUGUUCUAUUGCUAGGGUAAAAUAAAUACAUUUGUGUCCAACUAAGAUAUAAUUGUCAUUAAAAUAAUUUUCAAGGAGUUUGGAGAAAAUAUUGUGACGAGCUCUUGGUUGCACAUGGUAGGAAAUGUGGUUUCUUAAGCCCAUCAUGGUAAGUUGUACCCAGUUUGGCUUCUUUUCCACCCUAGACGGUGUUCCAUUUUGACCGGGUAGUCCUUUUCUUACAUUUAAAUUUCUUAUUGCCAAAAGAGUGUGUGUUAUGGGGAGAAAACUCUCUGAAGUCAGUCCUGCCUUGCACAAAUGUGGGGAAAUCUGGAGGUCUUGGGUCAUCCCUCUGUUUAUUCUGGAACAGAGGGCGAAGGGGGCACUGGGCACUUCUCACAAACUUUCUAGUGAACAAAAGGUGCCUAUUCUUUUUUAAAAAAUAAAAAUAAAAAAAUAAAACAGAAAUAUUACUCUUCCAUAUUCCUUCUGCCUAUAUUUAGUAAUUAAUUUAUUUUAUGGUAAAGUUCUAAUGACAUGUAAAUUGUUCCAGCCAAACUCUGCUCUUCCUUCAAGCCCUUUGUGUAAACCUGUUAAUAAUGAGCCCAUCACUAAUAUCCAGUGUAAAAUUUAACACGGUUUGACAGUAAAUAAAUGUGAAUUUUUUCAAGUA